Molecule: messenger RNA, 2429 nt
Organism: Electrophorus electricus (electric eel)
Lineage: Eukaryota; Metazoa; Chordata; Actinopteri; Gymnotiformes; Gymnotidae
Source: RefSeq, a predicted model, not a curated record
AAGCACGUUGCACUAAUGAGAAUGGAUGCUAGUCAGAAAAAUAUCCUUCAACUGAACAGGACUAAUAUUGUUAAAGAUUUGGAUCCUUCAAAUGUCUACGAUGGACUUUUGUCAAGGGGCAUCUUCACUGAAGACAUGAUAGAUGAGAUAAAGAGCGCCGGAACCAGACGUGACCAAGCCAGGCAGCUGGUAAAGGACCUACAGAUGAGAGGGAGUAGAGCAUUUCCUGCCUUUCUUGAGUGUCUUCGCGAAACUGGACAUCACACUUUGGUCAAUAUACUACAAAGUGAAGGUCCAGUUACUGUCCCAGCAUCCCUGCCUGUGCUACCUUCUGCCGUCCCUUUCCCAAUCUCACAUCCUAUAGAUGGUAAAAAGCCAGACAGAGGUGAUGGUCCUCAGAAGCUAGUGCCACUAAAACCAGCACUUCCUAUCCUAUCUCCUGAGGGUGAAAGUUUAGCACCCAGGCUGCCUAGGCCAAGGCGUGAGAGCAUCCAGUCUUAUAAGAUAGAAGCCAACCCAUGUGGGCUCUGUUUGAUCAUCAACAACGUGGAUUUUGACCCUGCCUCAGACCUGAAGAAUCGGGCUGGGUCUGACAUUGACUGUGACAAGCUGAAGAGGCGGUUCGAAUCUUUCAACUUUUGUGUUACUGUUCGGAGGAACUUGAAGUGUAAGGAAAUAAAACAUCAGUUGUCUGUGCUGGCCAGUACAGAUCACUCACUCCGGUAUGACUGCUGUGUGGUGGUCAUCUUGUCACAUGGCACUGAGUCAAACAACAAUCGCUUCCCUGGAGCAGUCCAUGGUGUGGAUGGUCGCUCUGUCCCCGUUCAGAUCAUGACUAACUACCUCAAUGGCAAGAACUGUCCCUCCCUGCAGAGCAAGCCCAAGCUCUUCUUCAUCCAGGCCUGCGGAGGAGGCGAGAAGGAUACUGGCUUCGAGGUGUCCCCGGAUGAGGUGCGGCCCAUGGCAGGUGGGAUGGAUGACCAGACGGACGCCAUUCCCACGUCCUCCAGCAGUGACUCGCUCAGCUUGUCUGAUGAGCCUGACGCCAGAGCCACUCUUCCCACACCCAGCGAUAUUCUAGUGUCCUAUUCCACCUUUCCAGGAUAUGUCUCCUGGAGGGACAGCAAUACAGGCUCCUGGUAUGUGGAGACGCUUGACUGCAUACUGGAGCAGAAUGCUGCCACUGAUGACCUCGUCACCAUGCUAAUGAUGGUCAACAAUGAAGUCUCUCAAAUAUCUGCUAAAGGCCUAUACAAGCAAAUGCCUGGGUCUUUCAACUUUCUCCGGAAGCUGUUUUACUUUCAGACCUCAAAGACAUGACUGAUGGAAACUGACAUGAUUCACAUUAAACAGAAUUGCUGUUAUUCUCACUUCAUGAGAUGACUGAUCCUGGAGAUCAGAAUCAACGUGCAGCACUGUCGACUUUAUUUAAUGCACCUUAAAACUAGUCACAUGGUAUUGGAACUCUAGAGAACUUUGUGCAACAAAAACCAGCAGCAAGACUCAUGCUUAUCACACUGUUUGUAAACCCAGAGCUAAUCUUUGGGAGACUUUUCUUCAUUUUCUAAUGUUUUGAUAAAAACUUCAAAAAAAAAAAACAAGCUUUGAGUGACACAGCUUACAUUAAUAAAUUCAAACGACUUGGGUCGAGAUGUAUGAAUUGUUAUGGUGUUAUGGGAGCUGUUGAGGGGGUGUUUGGUUUUCUCACGAUUUGCUCAUUAGCAGCAGAAAGCUGGCAUGGCCAGUGCUUGGCAUUUCUGCUUUCUAAGGACAUUGCUAAAAUUGUAUGAGUGUAAGUGUGAGAAGCAACUUCGCAAUUUUGUUUUGUAGCAAUAUGUGUGAAAUGAAAAACUUAGUUGAGCUAAGUACUGGUGAUUGCAUGGUCUCGUCCCAUGAACCUUGCAUCUCACUGAUGGUGCUAAGAGCUUCUUAGUCUCUGUGUGUGGAGUCUUUAUUACAAUUGCAUACAGAUGUAUUAAAUUAAAAGAAGACAGUCUUCAGACAGAAGUAGCAGUGGCUGGCUCUGGAACAUAGCAUGAUUUUGCCUGCAUGCAGUCAUUUAAAACCAAAUCUUAACUUCAUCUGCUUUGUUUCUCUCAGUGGCGCAGUUCACAUGUUUGAAUGUCAUGUAUAUUUCAUGUGCUCUAAAGAUUGAGAUGGAUGUAUGAUGACACUUCUGCAUUUUUUGUUCUGUCUGGGUGCUGUUGUUUCCUGUUCUUCGUCCACCCUAAUGAUAGCUGUUAGACAAUGCUUCAUUCAGACAGGCACUAUGUCUUUUAUUACGCAAGUGAUAUAUUUAUAGCUCAUUCUUUUGUAUGUACGCACAUAAGAGAAAACAUAAGAGCACAUAAGAGGGGCACAGAAAUAAAAGGUGAAAAAUUCAUUCACUAUCUUUCAUCAUGUCAUAAAAGUUACAGUAUUGCAUUCCA